This is a messenger RNA of Pan troglodytes (chimpanzee), 323 nucleotides long. Its product is annotated as neuronal regeneration-related protein-like. Lineage: Eukaryota; Metazoa; Chordata; Mammalia; Primates; Hominidae. The coding region runs from base 111 to 323 and encodes 70 amino acids. Gene Ontology annotation, biological process: axon regeneration; regulation of neuron differentiation; regulation of transforming growth factor beta receptor signaling pathway. The transcript has a single exon. The record is from RefSeq and is a predicted model, not a curated record.
UUCCUGCCAAGUGUAGAGAGGAGAGAGUGAACAGGGAGCGGGGCUUUUGUCUGUUGGUCUCUCUGGACUGAAAACAGGGAGAAUAGAAGCCCAAGACUAAGAUUCUCAAAAUGGUUUAUUACCCAGAACUCUUUGUCUGGGUCAGUCAAGAACCAUUUCCAAACAAGGACACGGAGGGAAGGUUUCCUAAGGGAAGACUUCCUGUCCCAAAGGAAGUGAACCGCAAGAAGAACAAUGAGACAAACGCUGCCGCCCUGACUCCACUGGGCAGCAGUGAAGUCCGCUCCUCAAGAAUCAGUUACCUCUACUUUUUAAAAUCCUAA